CACGUGCCGGAGGAUGUUGGCAUGGCAACCAUAGGGUUGGUACAUUUCUUGUUAAGAUUCCGGAACCGGAUGUGUAAUGCAGGGCCAUGCACGUCUCUUGCACGAUGCUGUGCCGGCUCCUUCCAAAAAGUAACCAUCGCUGGUUACAGCGAAGAUGGCUCGCGGCACAUGGUUUGACUCCACACAUGUUGGUUUUGCACUGGCAGAAAAUAUUUGAAACUCACAAAGUCCCAGAGGCAAGGGAAUCAAGUGAAAUCAUCAUAUCGCAUGCCCUGGGAGGCAAAACCCUUCAUGGUAUUCCUCCUUCAGAAGCCCAGAGGCCUGUCUCUGCUAGUCAGCUGGAGCACAUAGAAAGCAUGGGCCAGCAGCGCCUGAACAGGGUCCCAGUCCAGUACGUUAUUGGAGAGUGGGAUUUUUUGGACAUGACUUUGCAGAUGCGACCUCCGGUAUUUAUCCCGCGGCCUGAGACAGAAGAGUUGGUGGGCUUAGUGCUUGCUGAAAGCCAAGGGCUGAAGAACUCCAUGAAACCUCGUAUUCUUGAAGUUGGAUGCGGUUCGGGUGCAGUGUCUUUGGCUCUACUUCGCCAUUUACCACAGUCUCAUGUUCUAGCCAUUGAUAAAACAGAAGCAGCUGUGAAUCUCACCCGGGACAAUGCAGAAAGACUCGGGCUUCAAGACAAAAUCCAUAUUCUGCGUCACGAUGUUAUGUUAGAUCCCCCAGAGCGUCUGCUUUCAUGGGGUCCUGUGGAUGCAAUAGUUAGUAACCCUCCUUACAUAUUCACUGCUGAUAUGUCCCAGCUAGAGCCUGAGAUCUUCCGGUACGAGGAUCACAAUGCGUUAGAUGGCGGUCCGGACGGGAUGAAUGUAAUUCAGGGUAUCUUGCACCUUGCACCACAGCUUUUGAAUCAGGGGGGGGACGUGUUCCUAGAGGGUGAUCCUCGACACCCUGACAUGAUUCACCAGUGGUUGCAAAAAAAUACUGGAAUCCACCUGAGAUUGAUUAGUAUGGUGCAAGACUUCUGCAAAAAGCCAAGGUUUGUCCAUUUGAGGAAAGACUGAAGUUAUGUUUCCUGCUAUAGCUGAGCCGGUCCUGAGGAUGCCAUGUCCACAUCCCCUAUCAGCGGAGACCGGGAUUUACAGGCAAAAACUGAACCGGGUUAACAAAUAUAUGCAAGAUACAUAGCAACAUGUUUUCAUUGCGCUCUCUUUGUUUUACACAGUAACUAAUAAAGUGGCCUUUAUAACUUGUGUUCUUGGAACGGCAUUUUGGUUUAGGAUCUCUGUAUAUUUUUUUGCAAUUCUGCGCUUUUUUAUCACAUUUGUGUCACGUAAUAAAACCUGUUUUACGGAUCA
Molecule: messenger RNA, 1352 nt
Organism: Spea bombifrons (plains spadefoot toad)
Lineage: Eukaryota; Metazoa; Chordata; Amphibia; Anura; Pelobatidae
Gene: HEMK1
Product: HemK methyltransferase family member 1
Exons: 11
Coding region: 87-1058 (323 amino acids)
Biological process (GO): protein methylation
Cellular component (GO): mitochondrion
Molecular function (GO): protein methyltransferase activity; nucleic acid binding
Source: RefSeq, a predicted model, not a curated record